AUGACAGAGCAGAGUAUAAGUUUAAUGCACCCGGAAGGCCGAACAUGGAGGAAUCAUUUCCCGAAAGGCGAUCUCUGGGUCUUCGGGUACGGGAGUCUAAUCUGGAAGCCACCGCCACAUUACGACCAGCGUGUUCCAGGGUAUAUCAACGGCUAUGUGCGACGGUUCUGGCAGGCUAGCACCGAUCAUCGCGGCACCCCCGAAAAACCCGGGCGCGUAGUGACGGUCAUUGAACGGAGCUUCUGGGAGACAUUAGAUGACCCGAACCCCAAUCUAACCUUUGACCAACAGCUAGCCCACCUAGAAUCAGAGUCCGCUUCCACAGGUAAAGUCUGGGGCGCGGCAUACCACAUCCCCGCCAGCCACGCGGAAGAAGUGCACGACUACCUAGACGAGCGCGAGAUCGACGGGUACAGUGCGCACUACACGCCCUUCCACGCUGUGUCAGGCGUAUCCACCACAACAGCAUCCAGGGUCCCCGUUGUGGACGACAAGACUGUGAACCAUGAUCCGAGCUUAUCGCCGAUCAUUUGCAUGGUUUACAUUGGACAGCCGACGAACCCGCAAUUCCUGCGCGACCCGGCCCGUCGCGAGCCGCAGGAUGUGGCGACGGUGAUAAGUGCAGGACAUGGGCUGAGUGGCAAGAAUACAGAGUAUCUGUAUCUGUUGGAGAAGGCGCUUGAGGGGCUGGGGCUGGGUACUGCGGAUGUGCAUGUUGCUGAUCUUGUCCGGCGGGUUAAAGCUAUUGAGGCUGGGGGGCUGGCUGAGGAGGAAGAGAAGGAGGCUGAGAGCGAUGUGAAGCGGUAUUUGGAUACUGCAGCAAGGACGGUGGGGCAUGAGGGGGAGAAGGAUCGGGGGAUGAUUGAGUAA
Messenger RNA from Penicillium riverlandense, 870 nucleotides. RefSeq names its product gamma-glutamylcyclotransferase. The coding region runs from base 1 to 870 and encodes 289 amino acids. Lineage: Eukaryota; Fungi; Ascomycota; Eurotiomycetes; Eurotiales; Aspergillaceae. Gene Ontology annotation, cellular component: cytoplasm. The record is from RefSeq and is a predicted model, not a curated record. Gene Ontology annotation, biological process: glutathione catabolic process. Gene Ontology annotation, molecular function: glutathione specific gamma-glutamylcyclotransferase activity; gamma-glutamylcyclotransferase activity. The transcript is spliced from 6 exons.